AUGGAGGGCGAGGCGCCGGCGUGCGUGUCCAAGGUGCUCGACGAGGACAACCUCCUCCGAGAGAUCAUCGUCCGCGUCGGCUUCCCCACCAGCCUCGUCCGCGCCGCCGGCGUCUGCACGCGCUGGCUCAGCCACGCCUCCGACCGCGCGCUCCUCCGCCGUUUCCGCGAGCUCCACCCGCCCAGGCUCCUCGGCUUCUACCUCGCGAACAGGGAGCGUCCGGGCGGCGCGCGCUUCUUCCCGGCGCUGCCUCUGCCCCCGGAUCUCGCCGCCGUCGUCCGCCGCGCAAGCUUCAGCCUGGACACCGCACGCCGCUCCGCAGGCUUCAGCCCCGACACCCACUCGGACGGGCGGACCGACGUGGUGGGCUGCUGGAACGGCAGCGUCCUCACCAGCUCGCAGGGGCAGAAUUACGCGCACGGUCGAUCUGAAAUCAUAUUUGAAGUGCACAGCCCGCUAUGCUCCGGCUCCGAGAAAGGUGCGGCCAUCAUCCCAGCACUACACCUCAAAGUCCAGGAUGGAAUCUGCAGGCUUAUUAGACAACUCUUCUUCAGAGAAGAAGGGGAUGGAUUGUCCUACUUUUUUGUCACGGUGGAGUGUACCAGGUAUCAUGAAGAUUCUCAAGUGCAUGUGUAUAUGCUGCAAAAUGGUGAUGAUGCCUGGCGCCUGCAUCUCACCUUGGCCUCCGACCUCCUCCUGUAUCCACGCAAAAGCCCCAAAGGCGUGCUCGUUGACAACAGAAUCUAUUUGCCGACCGACAAUGAAAUUGUUGUCCUGGAUUUGGUGUCCUCAAGUUUAUCGACAAUUCAGCUCCCACAAGGGGUGGGUUUUAGUCCGAUAGGCACCACCAUGUUGUCACGGGCUGAUGAUUCUUCUGGUGUAUAUCUCAUCCAUAUCAAGGACCUUCAACUUAGCAUCUGGCUCCACAAUGGGGACAACUGGUUGCUGGUGGACACCAUUUGCUUGUGUGAAAUAUCUGAUAAUUUGUUUGACGAUGAGCCUACUGAUGAGAUCCUGAUAAACCAUGUGGGGGACUAUAAUGAGUUUGUGUUCUUGGAGAUGGGUCGAUGUGCACUCUACUUGGAUGUCAAACGUAGGACGCUGCGUAAAGUGUAUGAGAUGACAACAGAGGAGCAACAGUUGGGUGAUAUCUAUCCUCUUAUGAUGAGCUGGCUUCCCAGUUUCCCUGCGCUCAUGGAUAGUCCUGCAAGGUUUGCCUUUUGCCCUUUUCGUGAUUUAUAUAGUGUCCUUGUAGAGUUUACGCAAUUUUGCAAUUCGCGUCAUGCAUCUCACUGUUUGGUACUAUAG
Molecule: messenger RNA, 1308 nt
Organism: Triticum turgidum subsp. durum (durum wheat)
Lineage: Eukaryota; Viridiplantae; Streptophyta; Magnoliopsida; Poales; Poaceae
Source: the annotation of a GenBank genome assembly